AUGUAUAUAAUUAAUUGUUGUCAUUAUUUUGCAGCAUCUCUGACAUCGGAAGUAUUAAAAAAACUGAACAUAUCUAUUGAAAACUUACCACAGAAGUGUCAAAAUUUGUUACAACAAACAGCCGAAAGUCAAUCGUCAUUAGAAAUUGAACAGCUGGAUGCUACAUCUAUAUGUUUAUACCGUUCUAAAGAAAUAUCUGCUAAACUAGAAGAUGACUAUGAAAUACUGAAAUUAAAGCAAAAGAAUGCCGAAUUACAAGCAAAAAUUGAUAGAAAUAACAAAUUUCUAGGAGGAUUGCGGAACGAAUUGGAGAGUUCUAAAAGAUCUUUGAUGAACCAAACUCCAAAUCCUGAAAACAUACAGGACCAUAUUAGGCAGAUAAAGCAAAAGCUUAUAUCUUAUGAGGAAAGCUAUGAAAAAGCUAAGAGCAAAUAUACAGUACUGACGGUGCCGGAGCCGCUGCAGCCGGCGCGGCUGGGCGCGCGCGCGGCGUCGCUGGCGGGGCUGCGGGCGCGCGCCGCGCGGCUUCGGCAGCGCGCGGAUGACGUCACGCUCGUGCGGGAGGCGCGCGACGUUUGCCGGCAUUUGAGGAGA
Molecule: messenger RNA, 594 nt
Organism: Brenthis ino (lesser marbled fritillary)
Lineage: Eukaryota; Metazoa; Arthropoda; Insecta; Lepidoptera; Nymphalidae
Source: the annotation of a GenBank genome assembly